AUGACCGACAAAACUCCAACCACAGGCAGCGCGCCGGCGUCCGAGGCACCCGUCGCCAUCGUAUGUGUGGGCAUGGCGGGCUCUGGAAAGACGACAUUCAUGCAGCGCCUUGUCUCGCACCUCUACACACAUGCCGACCCUACGCAACCCGAACCCUCAGAUUCCAAGACUAAAGCCGCGCCGCCAUAUAUUCUAAAUCUCGACCCUGCCGUUCACUACGUCCCUUUCACACCCAACAUCGACAUCCGAGACUCGGUCAACUACAAGGAGGUCAUGAAGCAGUUCAACCUCGGGCCUAACGGCGGCAUUCUUACCAGUCUGAAUCUGUUCAGCACCAAGAUUGACCAAGUCAUCAAUCUCCUGGAAAAGCGAACUGCUCCGCCGGAGCCCGCGGAGCAGCCGGAGCAGACAACGGUCGAGUUCAUGACAAACUCUGGCAAGACAACUCCGCCUACCCAGCAGCCAGCACAGGUGAAGCACAUACUAGUCGACACGCCCGGACAAAUUGAGGUCUUUGUAUGGUCGGCCAGCGGAGAGAUCCUGCUGAGCAGCUUGGCGAGCACUUUCCCCACCGUGAUUGCCUACGUGAUCGACACACCGCGCACUACAAGCACCUCGACGUUCAUGUCCAAUAUGCUUUACGCUUGCUCUAUAUUGUACAAGACGAAGUUGCCUAUGAUUUUGGUGUUCAACAAGACAGAUGCGCAAGAUGCUCAAUUCGCAAAAGACUGGAUGACUGAUUUUGAGGCAUUUCAAAACGCACUACGAAACGAAGAAGAAGGCGGAAGCUUCGGAGGCGAGGGCAGCGCCAUUGGUGGAGGAAGUGGCUACAUGGGCAGUCUGCUAAACAGCAUGUCACUGGUUCUCGAGGAGUUCUACAAGCAUUUGAGCGUGGUCGGAGUCAGUUCAAUGACUGGUGAUGGCAUGGAUGACUUCUUCAAGGGUGUACAGGCCAAGAAAGAGGAGUUCGAGCGUGAUUACAAACCCGAACUCGAGCGACGGAGGGCUGAGCGGGAGCAGGAGAAGGUCGCCACGCGACAGAAGGAGCUGGACAAGCUGAUGAGGGACAUGAACGUUGGCGGCGCAGGCAAGGGAAAGAAGAAGGACGAUCCCGAGACUGUCAGCGAUGUUGAGGAUAACAGCGAUGAGGGCAUGCAGGUCGAUGAUGAUGAUUCCGAAGACGAAGACUACGAUAAUCCAGAGCAAGGAUUGAAGACGCGGUAUCAGCAAGCCCUCAAUGAUACCGCGGGACCUUCCGCAGAAGACUUCAGCUUUGCACGGUACGUGCACAAGGCCAAUCUCGGCUGA
Didymosphaeria variabile is the source of this 1308-nucleotide messenger RNA. RefSeq lists its product as uncharacterized. NCBI's taxonomy places the organism in Eukaryota, Fungi, Ascomycota, Dothideomycetes, Pleosporales, Didymosphaeriaceae. The transcript has a single exon. Gene Ontology annotation, molecular function: GTPase activity. The record is from RefSeq and is a predicted model, not a curated record. Bases 1 to 1308 code for a protein of 435 amino acids.